AUGUUAGACUUUGAGUACCGUCGAAACGCCAAUCUCUUGAAGACGGUGCUCGAACACCGGAGGACAAGCUCAGUUUCAAUCGAGCCUCUCUUCGAUACCCUUCUUGAUUCCUUCUCCUUUGCUAUCUCUCUUUUUGCAUCUUCUAACACUCAACCACACCGUGACUCUUCUCAGUGCAAGGCAACCCCCGGGACGGCCCGAAAAUCUUCCAAGAACAAUGAAGAAGAAUGUUUAGAGCAAUACAGCCAUGAUUCACCAACUCCGCUUCUAAACGACGGUUUUAGUUGGAGGAAGUACGGACAAAAGAAAAUCAAAGCCUCUUCCCACCAAAGGUGUUACUACCGUUGCGCCUAUGCCAAAGACCGAAACUGCAACGCUAAGAAGCGGGAGCAACAGAUCCAAGACAGUCCUUCCGUUUAUAGAACAACUUAUGUUGGAAAACACAUCUGUGACGUUAAUGUUUUUUCGGAGCCUGAUGACGAUAUUGCAAACGGUUCCAAGAUGAUUCGGUUCGACAAAAUGGACCAAGCCAUGCCUGACUCGGUUAUGCCUCGACUCGCUCCAGUAGAACAGCAAGCAAUUACAAUCGAAGAAGACACGGACCAAAUCAUGAACCUAGAAUUUGACAUUAACGAGUUUUUGGUGGAUGAUGACCAGUUAUGGGAGUAUCAGUUUCCUUCGUUUUCUCCUGGAUUUUUGGACGAUCUUUCUGAGUUUGAUCACAAUCCUUUCCUCGUUUGAUUGAACAAGCACCCUUUUCAAGCUUCUUCUUAUGUUCACAUUAUCACAUAGAGGGCAGACCAUGUCCUACUAUAAUAUUAGCUUAUAUUUUGGUGUGUGUUAGUUCAUAGUUCGUCAAGCUGUUUUUGCGUCACCCGUUAACGCUGGUGUUGUGACCUAUCUGUUUCAGUUUGAUUCAAAUACUGAAAACAACUACUGUUUUCUUUUCCCUCUAAAUGUCAAUAUUCAUUAUAAUGAAAUUUAAAAUGUCAAUAUUCAUCAUAUAAUUAGUGUUUCCUUGGCAAAAAAAAAAAGAAAAGAAUAAAAAAACAAGGAGAACACAAGGGAAGAUUGGGUUGUUGAUUCACCGAAUCCAUAAAGACACGAGG
This is a messenger RNA of Brassica napus (rape), 1109 nucleotides long. Its product is annotated as probable WRKY transcription factor 67. Gene Ontology annotation, biological process: regulation of DNA-templated transcription. The record is from RefSeq and is a predicted model, not a curated record. The transcript has 4 exons. The coding region runs from base 1 to 741 and encodes 246 amino acids. Gene Ontology annotation, molecular function: sequence-specific DNA binding; DNA-binding transcription factor activity. NCBI's taxonomy places the organism in Eukaryota, Viridiplantae, Streptophyta, Magnoliopsida, Brassicales, Brassicaceae.